CAGAUGAUGACCACAAAUCUGGUCGACAACAUCUGGCGCAAAAGCAAAACUCCUCCAACCAAACACAACCAACAAAGUGGGUGAAAUUUAAAAUUUAAAUUGAAAUUGAUAACAACAAAGUGCUGGAAAUUUAUUGAAAGGAUUACAAGUGAAAUAGAAUGACACAAAAAAUAAUUCUCAUUUACGCAUUGGUUAUAAGUUGGAAUCCCAAGACAAGAUUAAAUGCAAGGGCAUCAUUGGAUACGACAUGGGAAAAUUCGGUGACGGCAGACACCGAAGUCGAAGCCGAAGCCAUGGCCUUGAAUGUUAAUAAAGGCAAUAAUGGGCUGUGGCAUCAAGCGGCUCAACCAAAAGAUUGGUGGCUAAAAACAUCUGGCAGAGCACAAUCAUCUACCAUGCCGAGCGAAUCAUCAAAGCCUUGGGGCGAAGCGCCAACUUUUGCCCACAUGGCUAAGGACCAAGUUCAAUUAUACAACAACAUGGCGGCUAAUCGAUUUCUCAUCCAUAACAAUGGCAAAGGAAAUUACACCAAGAAACAAAUAACCCCAUUAGCAGCUUCCGUGACUGCUCCUGCUGAGUACUAUAGAGCCUCUUCAUCGGCAUCAACAUCAUAUGUCAACAAUUUGCCCCAUGUAAGUCUGAAGCUGAAGCCAUAUGAGUUGACAUCAGUAGGUGAUGCCAACACCGAAGACAACUUAAUUGACAUCGAACGACAACGACGACGACGACGACCAAACAAUCCCUCCCAAAGGCAUGCCUGGAUGGAUCGCAACAUUACUCCCUACGUUGCCAAGGAUAAAGCAAUAAUCGCACCAAAUCAAGUGGAAAGCCAUAUGACACACACCUUAGAGACGCAUGGUAAUCGACAGCAUUAUAGAAAUGACUUGAUGUCACCUGUUCCACAUGACAGCAGACUUUUUCCCCUUCCACAGGGGGUGGUAUCGCAAAACGAUUUAAGUGUAAACAAUGUCAACUUUGAGGAUGAUGUAACAUCCACCCAUACCACUUCUUACGCUGCUCAUGAUAUUGAAACGAAUGAUGAAAACCUUAAUAAGAUGCUGCGACCCAUACAUCAAGCUUUGGAUAGAGUUAAACAAUUUUGUGAUAUUGUUAAGGAUAUGCUAACAACUGACAGUGGUAAUGAUGAUGAUGAUGAUGAUGGCUAUGACGAUGUCGACAACGAAAUCGACUCUUAUGAAAACAAAAUAGUGGGAGAUGAUAAAACGACUACAGAUAAGGAGCUUUUACAAAAUCAAGAUGGAAAAUAUGGCAAUGAUCACUCAAACCUCAGCCUUUCUCUGUUGACAAAUUUAAAAAUGUUGCUAAGGAGACAACCUGCAAUGGUGGAUGAAGGCCAAGGUCAAGUGGAACAUAAGGAAAACAAUAAAAGCCCACCAACUACAAGCCCAUUGGAAACUGGUAGAGAAGGAGAAACAAUCACUCCAAGAAUAUUAGAGGCGAUACAACCACAGUGGCAUGAUGUUUUUGCCGAAACAUUGGGAGUACGACGUGCUCCAUCAUCUCCUUUGGUUGGCAGUGAACGUAAAGUGAAGAAGAAAAUUAAGAAGAAAUUUAAAAAAUUUCUGUUACCUCUAUUGCUGGCAUACAAACUAAAAUUUUUGACAUUGAUACCGCUGCUCAUAGGAGGACUCACCCUGUUGGUGGGCUCAACAGGUUUGGCCGGCUUCUUUUUUGCUCUCUUUGCCGCAGUUAUGACCAUGAAAGGUGGCCAUGGAUACCGUAGUUCUUCAUAAGCUUUUAGUAUUAAUUUCAAUUUAAUUAUUUCGCAGAAUUCAAAGCAGUAGAGUGUGUGUAUGAAAAACUGUGGCUUUGGUUUAAAUGCAUUUUUUUUUUUUAAUAUUCUAUUUCAGAAAGUUCAAUGGAAAAUUUUUUUCCCUAUUUUAUAUUGACCAUAAUUACUAAUUAUAGAAAUUAAAUUAAUGAUAAUUUAAAAAA
This is a messenger RNA of Stomoxys calcitrans (stable fly), 1956 nucleotides long. RefSeq lists its product as uncharacterized. Lineage: Eukaryota; Metazoa; Arthropoda; Insecta; Diptera; Muscidae. The transcript is spliced from 2 exons. The record is from RefSeq and is a predicted model, not a curated record. The coding region runs from base 159 to 1754 and encodes 531 amino acids.